Molecule: messenger RNA, 842 nt
Organism: Populus nigra (black poplar)
Lineage: Eukaryota; Viridiplantae; Streptophyta; Magnoliopsida; Malpighiales; Salicaceae
Product: histidine-containing phosphotransfer protein 4-like
Exons: 6
Coding region: 26-553 (175 amino acids)
Biological process (GO): cytokinin-activated signaling pathway; phosphorelay signal transduction system; phosphorylation
Cellular component (GO): nucleus; cytoplasm
Molecular function (GO): protein histidine kinase binding; histidine phosphotransfer kinase activity
Source: RefSeq, a predicted model, not a curated record
UAUAAAUAGCUCCUCUUCCCUGGCCAUGGCAUCGAGUAGCAGAGACAGUCCCUCCCUGCUACUGUUCUUGCCAUCAAGCCUUCACAUUUCUCCGCUUACUGCUUCAAAGAUGGACAGGAAACAAUUGCAACACCAGGUCGCCUACAUGAGGAAGUCCCUGUUUGAUCAGGGAUACCUUGAUGAUCAAUUCAAUCAACUCGAGGAUUUGCAAGAUGAAGCAAACCCAAAUUUUGUAGAGGAAGUUGUGACACUGUUCUACAGUGACUCCGCUAGAUUCAUUCAGAACAUUGAGCAGGCAAUGAUCAAGAAGCCUAAUAUUGAUUUUGGCAAGCUGGAUGAUUACAUGCAUCAGUUCAAGGGUAGUAGCUCAAGCUUUGGAGCCAAGAAGAUGAAAAAGGAAUGCUCACAGUUCAGGGAAUGCUGCUCUGCUGGAAACAUCGAAGGAUGCAUCAAGACAUUUCAACAAGUCAAGCAAGAGCAUGCCACUUUGAGGAGGAAGCUAGAAACUUACUUUCAGUUGGUAAAACAUGCUGGAAUAGCUGGGAGAACAUGAAGUUCCAAUCCAUAUAUAAUAUACGAGCCCAGUAAUCCUAACCAGCAUUUGGUGGGUUAUUUCUAGACGCAGGAAACAGAGUUAUUAUCCAUGGCUUCCCUGGGAGUAAUGUUAUAGAUAUGUAGAUCUUAUUCCAACACUUCCCAUGGUUUUGAUUGCAAGUUGGAGAGACAGAGCGUCCCAAGGCCAGGCUCAUAUGCUUAGCAGAGACUAAUGUAAUGUCAACUUAAGAGUCAAAAUGUAUUUUAUGCACUUCAAUUACAAGUUAAUCACAACUUUUAAACAAGAA